Molecule: messenger RNA, 1988 nt
Organism: Nicotiana tabacum (common tobacco)
Lineage: Eukaryota; Viridiplantae; Streptophyta; Magnoliopsida; Solanales; Solanaceae
Product: putative transcription factor PosF21
Biological process (GO): regulation of DNA-templated transcription
Cellular component (GO): nucleus
Molecular function (GO): DNA-binding transcription factor activity
Source: RefSeq, a predicted model, not a curated record
AGAAAAUUACCCUUUUCUUUAUGCUGAUUUUUAUCCUUUUUUUAUGGCUUUAAAACUGCUCAUUUUCCCUUUCUGUUGUUCCUCCCUUUUUGGCGUGUGCAAAAAUUCCUAAAAAACCCAUUGAAAAUAUUGAAUUCUAGGGCAUGUUGUUACAAACAGUAACAUUUAUGCUUUCUAAAACUCCAAUCUUUAUUUCACAAUUUUCCAUUUUGCAGGGUGCAUUUUACAGGAGAAUGAUUCUUGAAAAAAUGGUGGAUUACAGGGUUUUCUUCUAAUUUUUAGUAACUUGUUAAAGCUUUGUUGGUAAAUAUUUGAAUACCCAUCUUUCAUUUAUGUUGAAAAAUGCAAGCUUUGUCUUGUGAGUUGUAAUUUUCAACUUGAGGGUUUCUUGCUAUUUAUAUUCAAGAUUGCAUAUUUGGAGCUAUUAUGUUUCAAGAUCAUUAAGUAUGGAUAAAGAGAAGUGUGUAGGGGGUUUAAUGCCUCCAUCAGGAAAAUAUUCACUCUUUUCGCCUUCCGGGAGUAUUUUUAGUGUAAAGUCAGAGCCAUCAGGAUCAUCAAAUUUACCUCCUUUAGGGCCUGUACCUGCUUCAGAACUAAAAGCAAACCAAUUUAGUCAUGAUAUUAGUCGAAUGCCAGAUAACCCACCUAAGAAUUUGGGUCAUCGACGUGCCCAUUCGGAGAUUCUUACACUUCCUGAUGAUAUAAGUUUCGAUAGUGAUCUUGGUGUUGUUGGUGGACUGGAUGGACCGUCUUUGUCUGAUGAGACUGAGGAGGAUUUCCUCUCUAUGUAUCUUGAUAUGGAUAAGUUUAACUCUUCAUCUGCUACUUCUUCAUUCCAAGUGGGUGAGUCAUCUUUGGGCUCGUUGCAAGCUCCAGCGAUGGGUUUUACAGCUUCGAGGAUUGACAAUGUUACUGACGCUGUUAGUGAGAAGCCAAGAGUCAGACAUCAGCAUAGUCAGUCCAUGGAUGGUUCAACUACAAUCAAGCCGGAGAGGCUUAUGUCGGGUGGAGAAGAUCCAUCUUCAGCUGAGACUAAGAAAGCCAUGUCCGCAGCAAAGCUUGCUGAGCUCGCUCUUAUUGAUCCGAAACGUGCGAAGAGAAUUUGGGCAAACAGGCAGUCAGCUGCCAGAUCAAAGGAAAGGAAGAUGAGAUAUAUAGCAGAGCUCGAGAGGAGAGUGCAAGCUCUGCAAACAGAAGCGACUUCUUUGUCUGCUCAGUUGACCCUGUUGCAGAGAGAUACAAAUGGACUGAGUGCUGAAAACAAUGAACUUAAAUUGCGCUUGCAGACAAUGGAACAACAGGUGCACUUGCAAGAUGCAUUAAAUGAUGCACUUAAAGAGGAAAUACAACAUCUCAAAGUGCUAACUAACCAAGGCAUAGCAAAUGCUGGACCUAUGAUGAACUUUCCAGCAUCCAACAACGGAGGCAAUCAGCAAUUUUACUCUAACAACCAUGCAAUACAUGCGUUAUUGACGGCACAACAGCUUCAACAGCUCCAGGUACAUUCUCACAAGCAGCAACAUCAGUUUCAGCACCAUCAGCUCCACCAGCUUCAGCAGCAGCAACAGCAGGAACAACAGUUGCAGCAAGCCGGAGAUAUGAAAUUGAGAAGUUCAAGUUCAUCUGCUCAAAAUGACCAUGCUUCUGAUAACGGAAUGGAUUAAAAAGUGCAGAGAGCCAUUGCCGGACCAGGCAAUGAAGAGUUAGUGCAUGUUCGAGCUUUCAUGAUGUCAUAUAGCUCAGCUUUCUUUAGAUUAGCUUUCAUUAGCUACUCUCCUACAUUCUAGUGCUCCCCAGGGUCUUGGUGAAAUUGUAGUUGAAAUUAUGAAGCUACAUUCAUUUUGCAUGUCGUAUUUGACAUGGACUUGUUCAUAUAACCUGUAUCUUUAGGCUUAGUCCAUUUGUACUUAAAACAGUAAGCACCUACUGUGCUUUCAGUGUAACAUCUGUUCAGCAAUGGAGUCAAUGUGUUUGGGUGGUACCUCUGA